AUGCCAUGCCGCCACUGCGAGCGUCGAGCCAUAGACUGCGAGUACGCCCCCGCCAAACCCAAGCCCAAGACCAAGGCUCAGCAUCCGCAGCUAUCUCCAGUCACGGACGUCAACACCCGUGCCGGCUCGGACCCCCAGCUUGCCAGCAUACGCGAUGCUGGCAACGGUGCCCACGGUCAAGUCCCUUCACGCAUGUCAGCGAUGGAACCGCCCAGGCAGAGCAGGCGUCCGAGCGACGAAAACAUGAUCCUGCCGGUAGCCGGCAAUAAGCGCAAGUUUCUCGAGGGCCUCGAUGUCGCUUCCGCGGUCCUGCAGCAGCAUCGUGGCUUUGGCAAACGCCUCAGGGACGGCGAUGGCAACGGCGAGGACGACGACGACCGGCGAUGGGCGCCCUUCCCUGCCAGCCGCGACGAGGCCUCCCGAAUGCCCUCCUCGGCCUCCUCCCAUGCUUCGGACUUGGCCAUGAUCCAGAACGACAACACGGCCGUGCCAGUCCAGCCGAUAAUCUCAUAUCCCGAGACUUGGUGGGACCACACGGUGGCCGUGAUAGGCGGUUCGCGGCCAUUCGCUACCAAGCUUAUCCAGCUGCUCUUGCGCCGCUUCGUCCAGUCCAACGCAAUCUUUUUCGGCCUGUUGCAUGCGCCAACGCUGUUGCGCAACGUCUCGACGCAGGAGGGCAUCCGCAGCGCCGAUCCGGCGCUCUACCUCUCGGUGCUCGCAGUGGCGGCGUGCGACAUGCAUCGAACCCAGCUGGUCGAACCGAUCACUGCCGACCUCCGGGCCGCCGAUGCCGCGUCCCGCAAGCUGUCGAUGCAGCUCAUCAAGAUGGCCAGGCAGUAUAUCGACUCUGCGCUACUGGACGAGGCUGGAGUUUCGCCUUCGACCGGCCAAGCCGCCAGCAUCUUGGCCCUAUUACAGGAGGAUGGCAGCUCGGAGCAGGUGGCCCUGGUUGGCAUUGCCGAAAACAUCGUCAGGUCAUCCAGGAUCCACGAGACGGUAUCUUCGCGCGAGCCGGGAGUCCAGAUGUGCGAGCCGGACUCGGAGCUGUAUUGGCGCCGGCCGCUCGCAUCGGGCUCUUCCGAGGCUGAAAUCAAGUACGAGUCGAUCGUGCGCCUAUGCUGGACCGGCGUCAGCCAUCGUUGUCGCAAGCUGAUUGCCAUGCCCGACCUCGAUGUGCAGGCCGAGCGCUGGCCAGACUUUCUCGAGUCGGUCCGUCCAAUGGCCUUCUGGGAACCAUCGAUCCUGCCACCGGACCUGCCACCCACCUUCUUCCAUUCGCAAAACCUGAUGCGAUGUUCCGCAGAGGUAGCGCGGGUCUGCGUCGCUCUGGCGAGCACCGUGAGCACCUUGCAGAGCGACCUUGAAGGGCGGCCAGGAACCGCAGCGCCGGACGCGGUACACGAGCUGUUGCGGCGCCUCGACAAGCUUGAGUCCGCUUUCGUGCGACACCGCCCCACCGAUGCCGCCGAGAUGCACAGCAUCCUUGGACGCACCUGCCAGAUGUUCUGCAGAAUGCACGUCUGGGCGCGGAUCUCUAUCUGGCGCAAGCACCGCCUGUGGACCAAGGUCGACGAAUGGAGCGAUCCUUUGGCGACCGCCGAUGUGCCCCUGUCAAGGCAACUGCCGCCCACGGUCAACUACUGGAUCGUCCUCUUCGACGAGAUGGUGUGUGGUCUCUCCAAGGACCUGGACUCUUUCGUCGUGGCCGGCACGCUCCCGCAGACCUCGGCGGCCGAGAUCGACUCAGUCAUCAGGCACUGCAUAGUCGCGCUCGACCUGGUCGAUGCUUCGCAAGCGCCAUACGACUUCUUGCGGGCGUUUGAUCGAGCCGCGGCCGUCCUCAAGCGGGUGAUGUCGGUGUCGAAGUUCAACCCGCACUUCCCGCAGCUCGACGAUGCCAUGGAAGGCAGGUUUGUCGCGGCUCAGGCGAGGCGCGAACACAAGAGGUUCCUACAAGGCGCCGCCGGAGAAGAGGGGCCGCCAGGAUCGAUUCUCAAUCGCGUCUGGACCGUCCCACCUCCAAUGCCUGACCCAAAGGCCCACGAGCUGCGAAGAAACACGUGCCCAUCGUCGUCGUCGGCCUCGAGCAUCUCUGCAGCAGGAUCGACAUCGACCCCGGAUUCCAACACCGUGAGCGUGCAAUCGCUCGAGGAAGAAACCAUCUCGGCCGCGAGUCGCAACAAUGUCUCUGGCCCGCAUGUUCUGAGCAAUGGCUAG
Molecule: messenger RNA, 2217 nt
Organism: Pseudozyma flocculosa PF-1
Lineage: Eukaryota; Fungi; Basidiomycota; Ustilaginomycetes; Ustilaginales; Ustilaginaceae
Exons: 1
Coding region: 1-2217 (738 amino acids)
Source: RefSeq, a predicted model, not a curated record